UGAGCUGACGAUAUGGUUACAAUUGGAAGACAUGAUGAAUCGACAGCUCACCACAGAAUUCUCGCACGACGAGGAUCCGAACGCUCUCACGCAGGAUCUGGUCACGCAUGGAUUCAUAUGCGAGUCGGAUGCCGAGCGACUAGGCGCUGUACUGACGGCUGCACUGAAGGCAUCGGCAGAUUUGGCACAGUCGACUGGUGAUGACAUAACCACUGGUUCGUCGAUGUACGCACUCACGGAGGAAGCAGCUCGUCGUUUGGAUCCACAACCACCGGCACCGGCACCGGCACCGCCUGCC
Molecule: messenger RNA, 298 nt
Organism: Haemonchus placei
Lineage: Eukaryota; Metazoa; Nematoda; Chromadorea; Rhabditida; Trichostrongylidae
Source: the annotation of a GenBank genome assembly